This is a messenger RNA of Marmota monax (woodchuck), 1368 nucleotides long. It is a transcript of the gene Pxt1, whose product is annotated as peroxisomal testis enriched protein 1. NCBI's taxonomy places the organism in Eukaryota, Metazoa, Chordata, Mammalia, Rodentia, Sciuridae. The record is from RefSeq and is a predicted model, not a curated record. The transcript is spliced from 3 exons. Gene Ontology annotation, cellular component: peroxisome; nucleus. Gene Ontology annotation, biological process: positive regulation of apoptotic process. The coding region runs from base 1 to 411 and encodes 136 amino acids.
AUGAAGAAGAAAAGUCACGAGGGCCUUGUUUAUGAACCUAAAGAAAUUCUGAAACCCGCCGCUCUCAAAGUAACAAAUUGUUACAAAUCAUUGUGGGAAAAAUAUAGUUAUCCCAGGGCAUACAUGACUCAACUUGUCAGCUCCCCGGACGGUUCAGCCAUGUCAAGGAACCCAGGUCAUCCUCCACUUUCUCAGUCCAAGGAGAAUAGCCUUGUCCAGAAUCAUCACCAGGAGGAAAUGAUCCAGAACUUGGUCAUGCAGCUGAGAUACAUUGCAGAUAGCAUGGAUUAUAGGGAGGCUCAAGAGGAUCCUCAACAGGAAGUCAGAGAUGCACUGGUUCAUUUUACUUUAUCUGUCUUCAGAAGAAUUCAGGUUUUGCUGCGCUCUUUCUGGAACAACCGUUUGCUGUAAAAGGAAUGUAAACGUCAAGUUGUGUUUUCCCUCUACCUUCUGAGAACUGUGAAUCCUGGAGACAGAUGGGAAGAAGACCCUCCUCCCCCUCCUUCUCUUUUUACUCAUCACUGUUGGUCUAUGUGGGUUUUUGGAGAACUGCAAACCCACUGGGCUUUUGUCCAAGCAACCAGCUGUGCCAUGUCUGCAACUGCAUCGUGGUGAAGCCUGAGGAGGAAUCAGGAGCCCAGAAAAUGCCAACCCUGUGGAUGGUCCCAAUGCUCCCUGCAUGGAAACCUUGAUCAUUUCCUUCCGUGAAUGAAAUAGAACCUUGUCCUCAGAACAGAGGUCGCAGAGACGGACACUCCCUCCUGGGCUUCUCCCUGGGCAGCAUGCCCUUCCUGACCUUUGGCCCCACUCUUGUUCCCUAAGUCCAGAUCUGCAGUGCCAGCUUCUCAGCACAUUGCCCAGCGCCCCUCCAUCCUGGCUCCUCCACUCUGGGAAGUCUGAAGGAAGCUUCCGGUUCUAACACUCAAAUCCAACACAGACCUUCAUUCCCAUUUCCGUGCCUGGAACCCCCCACUCCUGUCGCCACUGCUGCUGGGUGUUUCCGGUGUGGCUUCUACCACACUGAGGUUCUUAUCUCACAUUCAUCCCUCCCUCCCUCCUCCUCUGUGACCCCUUCUUCCCUGACCCCUCUCUACCACCUCUUGACGCUGCCUGCAGGCGGCGCUCACUGUCCCCCCAGCCUCCUUCGGGCUGGCCUGCUUACUUACAGUGUCAGUCUUGGGCCAGCAGUCCCAGGGUCAAGACGGGAGUUAUGAAUUCACCACCAGGCAGUAACCUGGGCCUGCUGUCCCCUGCUGAGUGUUUCUCUGUGACUGGUGGACAGGCCCUCUGCCAGCUCAUUCUCUUGGGCCUUUCCCCUUCCCUGUUCCCCUCUUGCCUUCUUAUCUGCCUCAUCUAGCCCUGUUUAUA